This is a messenger RNA of Dioszegia hungarica, 1722 nucleotides long. RefSeq lists its product as uncharacterized. The record is from RefSeq and is a predicted model, not a curated record. Gene Ontology annotation, biological process: malate metabolic process; pyruvate metabolic process. Gene Ontology annotation, cellular component: mitochondrion. The coding region runs from base 1 to 1722 and encodes 573 amino acids. Lineage: Eukaryota; Fungi; Basidiomycota; Tremellomycetes; Tremellales; Bulleribasidiaceae. Gene Ontology annotation, molecular function: malate dehydrogenase (decarboxylating) (NAD+) activity; NAD binding. The transcript is spliced from 15 exons.
AUGCCUAUACUCACCACGAUGGCCAAGCAGGCUGUAUCGUGCCGUCUCCGCGGCGCAGAGAUUCUGCAGAGCCCACGAUGGAACAAGGGCACGGCGUUCACGGCGGAAGAGAGGAGCCAGUUUGGUAUCAGAGGAAGGCUACCCAUCGGUAUCGAUAAUCUCGACCAGCAAUGCGAGAGGGCGUACGAUCAGUACAAGUCCAGAGAUACCGAUAUCCUCAAGAACUCGUUCCUCCAGAGUCUGAAAUCCCAAAACUGGACACUCUUCUACGCACUCCUCUCCCGCCACACGUCCGAGAUGUACCCCAUCAUCUACACACCUACCGAAGCCGAGGCGAUUUCGGAGUAUUCGCACCUCUUCCGGAGGUCCGAGGGGCUGUUCCUAUCGGCGCCGUAUGAGGAUCAGAUGGAGGAGGACUUCUUGGAUGCUGUUGAGGGAAGAGAGCUGGAGUUGAUAGUCGUUUCGGACGCUGAGGCUAUUCUGGGCAUUGGAGAUCAGGGAUCCGGCGGUAUUGGUAUCUCAGCCGCUAAAGCGGUCAUAUACACCCUUGCAGCUGGUAUAGAUCCCGCUAGCGCGCUCGCGGUAACCCUCGACGUGGGAACCAAUAAUGACGAUUUGCUCAAGGAUGAGCUGUAUCUCGGAUACCAGGAGAAGCGUAUCCGAGGGGAGAAGUACGAUCGCUUCGUGGAUAAGUUCGUCGGCCUUGUUCGGAAACAUCAGCCCAACUGCCUUUUGCAUUUCGAAGACUUUGGGGUGUCAAAUGCCAACAGACUUCUGAACAAGUACAGGGACAAGCACUCAGUCUUCAACGAUGAUGUCCAAGGCACAGGAGCAGUGACCUUACGGAGAGCAAGGCAAGCUCCCGCUUCUAUAGAGGCUGACCCUCAGCUCAAAGACCAACGCAUUGUCAUCUUCGGCGCAGGAUCCGCCGGGAUGGGCAUCGCUCGCCAGCUCCGAGACGCCAUCAAGAUCGACGAUGGCUUGUCUGCUGAAGAAGCGGCAAAGCGGUUUUGGAUGGUAGACAGGGAUGGGCUACUGCGGAAAGAGCUAGGCGACAAGAUUCGGGAUGAGAUCGAGACCGACUUUGUGAGGAAGGAGAAGGACUGGGAAGGGGCAGAUGCGGGAUUGGCGGCAGUAAUCAAGAGGGUGAAGCCUACGGUGUUGAUCGGAACAAGUACGAGUCACGGGGCGUUUUCAGAGGAGAUCGUUCGCGACAUGUCGAAAAAUACCGACCGGCCGAUCAUCUUCCCUCUCAGUAACCCGAUCAGCAAGUGUGAGGCGGAACCGAAAGACCUCUUCAAGUGGUCGGACGGCAAAGCGCUCAUCUCGACCGGAUCGCCCUUCCCGCCCGUCAAGAUUCCGGGCUCCGACAAGGAGUACAUCGUCGCUGAGUGCAACAACGCCUUGAUAUACCCCGGUCUCGGACGCGGAACGAUCCUCUCGAAAGCAAAAUUCAUGACGGACAAGAUGAUCGUGGCGGGUGCGAACCGCUUAGCGGAACUGGCACCGGCUAUGAAGGAUCAUACACAGGCGCUUCUUCCUGAUUUCGGAGAUGCUGCAUCGGUCAACUUUGAAGUCUCGCUCGCCGUGCUCGACCAGGCUAUCGAGGAGGGAGUGGCGAAAUGCGAUGUGCCGAAGGAGGACAGGCGGAAGUGGGCAGAAGAGCAGCUCUGGGUACCGCGGUAUCAGGAUUACACGUAUGAUCCGAAAGGAGAGGCUUAG